AGAUUAGUUCUUUUGGAGGUUAAAUACUUGAAGAGAAAAUGACAUCGAUUAUCAAGUUGACUACACUUUCAGGAGUGCAGGAGGAAUCUGCCCUUUGCUAUCUGUUGCAAGUAGAUGAAUUUCGUUUUCUUUUGGACUGUGGCUGGGAUGAAAACUUUUCUAUGGAUAUUAUUGAUUCUCUGAGGAAACAUGUACACCAGGUUGAUGCUGUUCUUCUUUCUCAUCCUGACCCUCUACACCUUGGUGCUCUUCCAUAUGCAGUUGGAAAACUGGGUUUGAAUUGUGCCAUUUAUGCAACUAUUCCUGUAUAUAAAAUGGGACAGAUGUUUAUGUAUGAUCUCUACCAGUCCCGCCAUAAUACCGAAGAUUUCACACUCUUUACAUUGGAUGAUGUAGAUGCAGCCUUUGAUAAGAUACAACAACUCAAGUUUUCUCAGAUUGUGAACUUGAAAGGGAAAGGACACGGUUUGUCAAUCACACCAUUGCCAGCUGGGCACAUGAUAGGAGGUACAAUUUGGAAGAUUGUCAAGGAUGGAGAGGAAGAAAUUGUUUAUGCAGUUGAUUUUAACCACAAGAGGGAGAUCCAUCUGAAUGGAUGUUCCUUGGAAAUGUUGAGCAGGCCUUCAUUGCUUAUUACAGAUUCAUUUAAUGCUACUUAUGUGCAACCCAGGAGGAAGCAAAGGGAUGAACAGCUGCUGACUAAUGUUUUGGAGACAUUACGAGGUGAUGGAAAUGUAUUAAUAGCCGUGGAUACAGCAGGCAGAGUUCUGGAACUUGCUCAACUUCUUGAUCAAAUCUGGAGAACGAAAGAUGCAGGAUUAGGAGUCUACUCUCUAGCACUUUUGAAUAAUGUCAGCUACAACGUAGUGGAGUUCUCUAAAUCGCAGGUUGAAUGGAUGAGUGACAAGUUGAUGAGGUGCUUUGAAGACAAGAGAAACAAUCCUUUUCAGUUCCGCCAUCUCUCCUUAUGUCAUAGUCUGUCUGAUCUGGCUCGAGUGCCUAGUCCAAAAGUUGUUCUUGCCAGUCAACCGGACUUAGAGUGUGGAUUUUCUAGAGAUCUUUUCAUUCAAUGGUGCCAGGAUUCCAAAAACUCUGUAAUUUUAACUUAUCGUACUACACCUGGAACAUUAGCACGAUUCCUAAUUGAUAAUCCUUCUGAAAAAGUUAUAGAUAUUGAGUUGAGAAAACGUGUCAAGUUGGAAGGAAAAGAACUCGAAGAAUACCUAGAAAAGGAGAAACUAAAGAAAGAAGCAGCUAAGAAGUUAGAACAAUCUAAAGAGGCAGAUAUCGAUUCCAGUGAUGAAAGUGAUGCUGAAGAGGAUAUUGAUCAGCCAACUGUACAUAAGACCAAACAUGAUUUGAUGAUGAAAGGUGAAGGUAGCCGGAAAGGAAGCUUCUUCAAACAGGCAAAGAAAUCUUAUCCGAUGUUUCCAGCCCCUGAAGAAAGAAUUAAAUGGGAUGAAUAUGGCGAGAUUAUCAAACCUGAGGAUUUUCUAGUUCCAGAACUUCAAGCAACAGAAGAAGAAAAAAGCAAAUUAGAAUCUGGUUUGACAAAUGGAGAAGAGCCUAUGGACCAGGAUUUAUCAGAUGUUCCUACCAAAUGUAUUUCUGCAACAGAAUCCAUGGAAAUUAAAGCCAGAGUUACAUACAUUGACUAUGAAGGACGCUCAGAUGGGGACUCAAUUAAAAAAAUUAUUAACCAGAUGAAACCAAGACAACUGAUCAUUGUUCAUGGACCACCUGAGGCCAGUCAGGACCUUGCAGAAUGUUGCAGAGCUUUUGGUGGAAAAGAUAUUAAAGUUUACAUGCCGAAACUGCAUGAAACUGUAGAUGCAACCAGCGAAACUCACAUUUACCAGGUCAGGUUAAAAGAUUCUCUUGUCAGCUCCCUUCAGUUCUGUAAAGCCAAGGAUGCUGAGUUGGCUUGGAUAGAUGGUGUUCUGGACAUGCGAGUUUCGAAAGUGGACACUGGAGUUAUUUUGGAAGAGGGAGAGCUGAGGGAAGAUGAAGACUUAGAGAUGCAAGUGGAUAUGCCUUCCUCAGACUCUAGUGUCAUUGCACAACAGAAGGCCAUGAAAAGCCUCUUCGGUGAUGAUGACAAGGAGAUGUGUGAGGAGAGCGAGAUCAUUCCUACUUUGGAACCUCUGCCACCUCACGAGGUUCUUGGACAUCAGUCUGUGUUUAUGAAUGAGCCAAGACUGUCUGACUUCAAGCAAGUUCUCUUGCGAGAAGGUAUACAAGCUGAAUUUGUAGGAGGAGUGCUUGUGUGCAACAAUCUGGUGGCUGUUCGCAGGACUGAAACAGGGCGCAUUGGAUUGGAAGGCUGUCUCUGUCAGGACUUCUAUAGGAUAAGAGACCUUUUGUACGAGCAAUACGCUAUUGUCUGAGGAAAGUGCUGCAAAGAUGUUUUUACUCGAACUUUUAAAGACAAUGGGGAUUUCUCCCAAUUUUGACGUUUUGUAGUUUUCUAAUUUAUACAGGGGAAACCUAAUUCAUAAAGAAAUUAACUACCCUGAACAUGUAAAUAACUGCUACUGUCGUUUCUCAUAAAUCUGUUGGUACAUUCCAUGUUGUUGACUUCCAAACUGUUACGAGUUGCCAUCUCCCACAUAACACAUUGUAAGUUUAUGACUAAGAACCCUUCUCAGGAAAGGUUCAGUUUGUCAGGGCAUGUUUUGGUUUCAUAGAUUCCCUGCCAAAGAGUACAAAAUACACAUAUAGAAGUCAUUCUUCUGUUCUAAAAUAAGAUUAGAUAGGGAACU
Molecule: messenger RNA, 2762 nt
Organism: Tauraco erythrolophus (red-crested turaco)
Lineage: Eukaryota; Metazoa; Chordata; Aves; Musophagiformes; Musophagidae
Source: RefSeq, a predicted model, not a curated record